This is a messenger RNA of Tachysurus vachellii, 4332 nucleotides long. It is a transcript of the gene palm1a, whose product is annotated as paralemmin 1a. The record is from RefSeq and is a predicted model, not a curated record. NCBI's taxonomy places the organism in Eukaryota, Metazoa, Chordata, Actinopteri, Siluriformes, Bagridae. Gene Ontology annotation, cellular component: membrane. Gene Ontology annotation, biological process: regulation of cell shape. The coding region runs from base 292 to 1440 and encodes 382 amino acids. The transcript has 9 exons.
CAUCCACCCUGAAGUCCUCACACCCCGACAAAAGGGGACAGGACAAACUGGACUAGGCAAUGAGGAGUGUUGGUCACAGAAUCAUCUCAUUUCUGCUCUGCUCUCUUAACAUUUAAAGGAUCUGAUCAGGCUGCUGUGUGAGUGCAGCAGAUACCGAGAAGACAGUGAGGAGACCUGGAACCAAAUUGAUGUCGUAGCGCAUUUUAUCAAAGAACUAGAAGAAUCCGCAUCACUCAGAGCCACAGCUACACGCGGACAGAACCAGGGGGUGGACAAUUUGACACUGUAGAGAUGUCUGAGGCGUUGUCACAGCAGGAGAGGCUCCAGGCUAUAGCAGAGAAGAGAAAGAGACAAACAGAAAUAGAAAACAAAAGAAGGCAACUGGAGGAUGACCGCAGACAGCUGCAGCACCUCAAGUCAAAAGCAUUGAGAGAGAGAUGGCUGCUAGAUGGAGCUCCCUCUGCUGGCUCGGAAGAAGACGAAGCAAAAAAACAGCUUCAAGAAGAUGAGGCCAAAACUAAAGGACUUGAGGAGGCUAUUCUGAGUCUGGAACAGGAACUGGAGGAGUUGGAGAAGGGUGUGUCUGCAACCUCCACCAAAGAAAACCUGUCUGAUGCAGACCAGCAAGAGGAAACCAAGCCUGAUGAGAACAUGGUCACAGGAGACUCUGUUAAAGAGGUCAGAGAGAUCAAAGUUCACGUCAGCCCUCGACUGGAGAAAUCCAGGGGUGACUCUGACAUGAUGAGAGCAGCGAUGUACUCCGUAGAGAUCACAGUUGAGAAGGACCUGGUCACAGGCGAGACCAAAGUCUUGUCCACCAACACACUACUGCCCAAAGAUCUCUCUCACCAGGGAGUCAAAGUGUAUGAGGAUAAACAGAAAGUGGUGCACGAGGUGCGUGGGACAGACGGCCCACUGAUCAAUGGCGUGCACCAGCUCAGCUCGUCCGAAGUGGAGGAGCUCAUCCACAAGGCCGACGAGGCCUCAAUGAGCGACAGUAGCAAAGCCACACCCCAACGCAUGGUGGAGGCAGGUGAGAAGCUCGAGGCAGGAAUGGAGCAGGUCAGGGUCACUCCAGUCAAAGAGAUCACUGGCGUAGAAGCCAAACCAUCGCCAGCCAUGACCCAGACUGAGGUAAACGAUGCUAGUGUGGACAAGCCAGUCACAAUGGUGUUCAUGGGUUACCAGGACGUAGAGGAUGAGGACGAGACAAAGAAGGUGCUCGGGCUCGAGAGCACCACAGUCAAGGCUGAGCUGGUAGUCAUUGAGGAUGGAGAAAACAAGAACGAAACGAAGGAGGAGCAGGCACCAACAAACGGAGGUCCAGCUGAGCCGGCAAAAGCCCAGGAAGAGAAAGGCGAAGAGGGUGAACCCGAAGCUGGAGCUGCUGAUAUUAAAAGCAAAGAAAAGCAGCCUUGCAAAUGCUGUUCUAUCAUGUGAAACACUCCUUCACUAGGAAACUUGUAACAUUUCUUUCUCAGAUCGGUGCAUCAUGUCACCUCACAGACAAAAUAAUACCAACAAAAAAGAGAGGAGAGAAAACGUCUUGUAUCUUUUGAUAGAAAGCUAUUGUUUUCUUACUUCAUUUGUACCAGUUUUAUAAUUUACUUUAUUUUUCCAUUUUUUGUUGUUCCUGUCAUAUUCUUUAGCCUCCUCUGCUUUGGUUUAGUGCAACUAAGACAAAAGCUGUUACACGAGUGGGACCUGAUACCUUCAGCAAAGAGGUUAGCAGCUUACGCAUCAUUAUUAUUGGCAUAAUAUACACAAACUCUUUUUUUGUUUUUCACUUUUCUUAUUUGCAUAAGAAGGACUCAGAUAUCUCUGUAACUAUAUAAUAUACAGUAUAUGAAUCAUUUAUUUUUAAUAUAUAUUUAUUUUCUGUUCCUUUAUGAAGCACCCUAGCAUUGUUUCUUGCAGAAGCAUGGUGUGUGAAUGCUCUCUGGUCUUAUUAUUGCAUUACCUUUCUCCUAAAAAUGGGAAAUGGGGUGGGGUCAAGAGUGAGAUGGACCACAGGGGUAGUGCGAAGGCUGAUCACCUCAAACAUUUGUGUAAUUCCUUAUGACUGAUCCAUGCUAUAGAAUGAUGGCUGAAGGUUACUCUUGGGAUAGUGAGUGUAACAGGAUUUCACUGGUAGGGAUGGUUAGUGGCCGGUUGACUUGAUGUGUGUGUGUACGUGUGUGUGUCUGUUGUUCGAACACUCAACCGCUUUCGUAUUUCGUCAUGCAUUGCCAUGCAUUAGAGACCCUUACAUUUAUCACAUUUACUAGUACAAGAUGUUUUAUUGUGUACUAAUAGCAUUCAUUACCACACGCACACACACGUAGUCAUGUCUGAUAUUUUAUCUCAGUAGAAUCAAUUCAACAUACCUGUAUUACCCUUAUUAAAGAAUUCACCAAGGUAUAACAAAUAAAAACACACACACAAAACCAUUAAGUACAUUUUUCAACAUCUACAGUAUUUUCCUCAGUUAGCCUCCACUGCAAUUUAAAAUCAAAUUUAAUUUAGCCUCUUUAGGUUAGAUGGCUGAUAAAGGCACUACCUUUUUUAUCAUUAGUUUGAAUGUUUAAACCAAGUUAACAGCUGCCUAUGAAGCAAACCGGCUUUGCUGCCAGUCCAAAUUGGCAUCAUAAACAUGGCAAAAUACACUGCCUUCAAUCUCCUCUCAGGCAGAAAAAUCCACUUUGUUUAAAUUCACAACUAAUUUGCUGGAGCCAAACCUAUGCAAGAACACUCACAUUCACAAGUCAGGACCAACAAAGUCAGUAUACUCAGCGUCGAUUCUGAUAUGUGUCAUAGUAAAGAAAGAAAAGGUGGUGGUGAUUCAGAUCUCUGGCCCCACUUAUGAAUUUAGUGUCUCAUCUCAUUAUCCUUUGUUAUAAGGGAAAAUGUCUACUGACUGCUUUUCCAAAAGAAGUUUUUUUUAUUAUGUUUUUAAAAGUGGUGCCGUGACCCUUUAAACAGGAUAGCUAUUUAUGUCAGAUUUGUCACUGAAUGGUGUUCAAGAAAUCUGGUUUGUUCUCUGAGAACUGAUUAAAGAUAAAGAUUCUUGUGGUGCUAAAUAAUCCGAACGAUCACACAGCAAAUUUCUCUGUUUUAGGAAACAGCACGGCUAGCCCUCAUAACAUUCGCUUAAAGUGCCAUUGGUAUUAAUAUUCAUUACCUUAUUAUUGUUUUUAAAUUUUGUGUGUUGAUGGAUUAUUUCUAUUGCUUAAUUUUUGCAUUGUUUCAUUCGUUUAUUAUUUGUAACAUAAUAGUGAGUUACAUUAUCAGAUAACUUUGAUGUAGGUAGGAGUAUAACGCUGCAUUGGGCUUUUUCAGUGGCGCUACUAUGAUAGUCGGGAGGUAAACUGGUGGCUCAAUAGUGCGUAAGUGCAUUUGUAAGAGUGUGUGUAUGUGUGUGUUCUCCUUUCAGUAUAAUAGCAUUGGCAGUACUUUAUUUUUUCUUCUGGGAAGAUUUUCAUUUGGUGCCUUGUGGCUACACAAUUCUCGUUUAGAAAGGCUCACUGAGAUUCAUAUAAGGUAGUUAAUAUGAAUCUAACCCUAACCCCUAACCCUAACCCUAACAAUGGGACAUAUUUCAUUACCAUAUUUACACUAUUUUAUUUUGGAAAGAGUAAGAUGUCUUAUUAGUCUGUGUCUCAGAAUACAGCUCUUAUAUGGCUAUACAAAACUGUAAGACAAUAUCCUUAACCAUAACAAUUAACCUUAACCUACAGUUAAUCUGGGCUUCUUCUCCCAUCACCCUUACUCACACAUGGCACUCACAGCACCAUCAUUUACCUCAGACUUGCUCAGCAGCGCACUCUACUGUCUGUCAGUACUAACAUUCCAGUUCAGAUGAUUUUCCUUGGCCCUGAAUGCCUUGUUGCGCGGCCCCUUGCUGGGGCGUUUUCUCUUUGUACACAUGCAUGCUUUUUAUAGAUAUAUUGAUCAUUAUAUCUUCAUAUCUGUAUCCAUCAGUCGGUAAUGUCUCCCUCUCCCUGUAGUUGAAGUCUUGCCCUAUAUCAUCCAUAAUGUCCAUGCGAUUGAUGUAUUGAACAUAGUGUCUAGGAGCAUGAGGAGUGAAAGUGUGAUAGUGUAGAUGAGGUCAUUUCCUGCACUGGAGCAACACCCAUCUACUUUAAUGCUCCAUUUUCUUCCUUGAAGGACAGACCCAUCUUAGGUUUUGUUUUGUUUUGUUUUGUUUUCCCCACCUGGGAAUUGGUGUGUGUGCUCCCACUGCCACGGCUCUGUGUGCUUUCUCAGCUGUGAAGGUCUGCUUUCUUACCGACUUGAAAGUGCUGUAGAAUGAAUUUUAAUUGAAAUAUUAAAAUGUGACGUGCUUUAAGGAUA